This is a messenger RNA of Aspergillus oryzae RIB40, 309 nucleotides long. RefSeq lists its product as uncharacterized. The record is from RefSeq and is a predicted model, not a curated record. Bases 1 to 309 code for a protein of 102 amino acids. The transcript is spliced from 2 exons. NCBI's taxonomy places the organism in Eukaryota, Fungi, Ascomycota, Eurotiomycetes, Eurotiales, Aspergillaceae.
AUGCCGUGCCUCACAGCUCUAUCGACAGCUCCACUAGUAGCUCCUGCUGAAGAUGAAGAUCCGGAGCUUCUUACGGCCCCAACGCACACAGAGAUGGGCGACAUGAUCGCCCGACAUGUCGCAGCUCAUUUUCAGGCACUGAUGCUCCUGACAAUCCGCCUAGCCUCUAUACAGGUUGAAGAUAAGGAUACGCUUGAGGAAGUCAGGAGCGAUCUUUGCGAUACUGAUGGUAUUGAAGGAUCACCAACUGAACGGUUGUCUGUCGAAACGUCAGAUUGGUCUCUCACUUCUUUCCUCAUUGUGGUGUAA